AUGCAGGGCAAAGAGACAGCCAAGUGGCCAGACAGCCCAGCUUUUUGGCACCCGGCACACAUCCUCUUCAUGGCCAACACGCCCGGGAAGAAGGUCAGCUCAGCCAAAGGGGCAGUGAAGGAAGAGCCCAAGAGGAGAUCAGCGUGGUUGUCAGCUAAACAUGUUCCUGCAGAAGUAGAAACGAAGCCAAAAAAGGCAGCAGGAAAGGAUAAAUCUUCAUACAAAAAAAUGCAAACAAAAGUGAAAAGGGGAGCAAAGGGAAAACAGGCAGAAGUGGCUAACCAAGAAACUAAAGAUUUACCUGCAGAAACCAGAGGAACUACAACCAAAAGUCUAGCUUCUGAUGAAGCAGGAGAGAAAGAAGCCAAGUCUGAUUAA
This is a messenger RNA of Lemur catta (Ring-tailed lemur), 378 nucleotides long. RefSeq names its product non-histone chromosomal protein HMG-14-like. The transcript has a single exon. Gene Ontology annotation, cellular component: chromatin; nucleus. Gene Ontology annotation, molecular function: nucleosomal DNA binding. Gene Ontology annotation, biological process: chromatin organization. Lineage: Eukaryota; Metazoa; Chordata; Mammalia; Primates; Lemuridae. The record is from RefSeq and is a predicted model, not a curated record. The coding region runs from base 1 to 378 and encodes 125 amino acids.